Molecule: messenger RNA, 1742 nt
Organism: Styela clava
Lineage: Eukaryota; Metazoa; Chordata; Ascidiacea; Stolidobranchia; Styelidae
Product: pre-mRNA-splicing factor ISY1 homolog
Biological process (GO): generation of catalytic spliceosome for second transesterification step
Source: RefSeq, a predicted model, not a curated record
UAAGUCACUAGGCAGGGUAAAAAAACAACAAACUAAAACCAUGGCAAGAAGCGCAGAAAAAGCCAUGACGGCUUUGGCAAGAUUCCGUAGAAUGAAAAUGGAGGAGGGAAAAGUUGUAGAACGUCGCCCAUACAUUGCUUCUGAUUGUGACAAUUUACAAAAAGCGGAAAAAUGGCGUCGACAGAUUCUUGGCGAAAUUUCAAGAAAAGUCGCACAAAUUCAAAAUGCUGGUUUAAUUGAUCAUCAAAUACGGGACUUGAACGAUGAAAUAAAUAAACUGUUGCGUGAAAAAAAGCAUUGGGAAGAUAGAAUUAUUGAACUUGGGGGUCCGAAUUACAAACGUAUCGGCCCUCGAAUGCUGGAUCAUGAAGGCAAAACAGUGCCGGGAAACAGGGGAUACAAGUACUUCGGAGCAGCGAAAGAUUUGCCAGGUGUGAGAGAACUCUUUCAGCGAGAUGCUCCAUCAAAGAAACGUAAAACAAGGGGACAAUUGAUGAGAAAUUUAGAUGCAGAUUAUUAUGGUUAUCGGGAUGAAGAUGAUGGUGUGUUGGUUCCGCUUGAAAAAGAGGUCGAGGCUAAGCUUAUUGCGGAAGCCGUUGAAGAAUGGAAAGCCUCACAUGGGAAUGACACUGCCAAUAUUACAGAAAUAACAUCUAAAGAGGAGGAUAUUUAUGCAACAGAUAAUCCGGAGGUUCUAGGCGAACAAUAUGAGGCAGAUGAAGGAAAGCCAGGUUUUGUUGCACAUGUUCCAGUCCCAAGUCAAAAAGAAGUCGAAGAUGCAUUGCUUCGUCGCAAAAAACGAGAAUUGUUGGAGCAAUAUGCGAGCGAAACAUUACAAAUGCAAAGCUCUGAUGCCCGUACUUUGUUGGGUAUUUGAAAUUGUUUUCUUGAAUGCCUCAGAAAGCAAAUAUGGCAAGGGUCAAUACUUUCAGAUGAGCUUCAUUGCUUUGCUGAUCUAGAUUGAUUCGAGGUGCGAUACCCAUCAGAAUAAUUGAAUACAACAAAUUCAUGUUCACUCGUAUUAUCGGGCCGAAUGCGCAUUUUUAAACACUCACCAGCUACAAUGGUAGAUACAGAACAACUUUUUGCUUAUAACUAAUGCACACCAGCAAAUCUCUAUCAAGGAUUAUAUGUAGUAAGAUUGAAUUUGACAUAGCUGUGUGCCGUGGAAUGCAUUAUACUCCACUCGUAUUAUCUUUGUAACAAUUAUUUGCUUCGUAUCCUUUAGUUGACGGUUUUCCGUGAGCACUUCGUUCAUUCUCAAUUUUUUUGCUCAUCAACCAUUGGGCCCUGAAGCUUCACUCAUGGGUCUUUAGAAGGGUAUGAAUAAAUGUUUUGUUCAGCAAAGUGGCGCAAAAGAGGCAUUCAUGAGCACUUUCCCACAUAUUUUAAAUAAAAAAAAUUAUCUUGUCUUAUAGAGAGUUAAAUGCUAAUUUUAUCUGUUUACCAAAUUGUUCAGUCCUAACAUUUUCCUGAGCAGUUUCCCAUCAUUCAUGUGGUAUAUAUUGAUUUUUUCUGAAUUGGUUCAUACUGAAAUUGUUUAAAAUGAGUAUUUUAACAUUUCCUGGUCACAAUGAACGGAUUCUAAGCCUCUCUGCUAUAUUUCUACUGAAUAAGUCUUACUGUAUGUAACAGGUACUUCCUUCCUUUCUAUUUCCAAACACCUCUAUUUUAAUUAUUGUGUUCAAACAUGUCAAUUAUGAUGACAGAUGAAAAAUAAUAAAAACAUUUGGUGUAUGCGA